ACGGUGGCAACAUGUGGUGGAAACUACCCCUUGUGAUCUGCGCGGUGGCAGUAUUCAACAUCGGCUCAAAUGCCGAUCCAACAUCCGUAUUGAGCGAUGAGCCACGACACCGACAGAAAAGGAACUUGUUGCAGUUUGGGAGAAUGACAUGGAAGGUAACCGGGCGCUUUCCCCUGGACUACAACAACUACGGCUGCUACUGUGGGUGGGGCGGGGCAGGAAUACCUGUGGACGGCAUUGACAUAUGCUGCAGAGACCAUGACGCAUGUUAUCGUAGAGUGAAGUGGCCCAAGUGGGCCACAUACAAGUAUGCUGCUGCCGCUGGAACCGUGACGUGUUUUGAUCCACCCGGAUCCAACAAACGUGCAGUGUGCGAUUGUGACCGGACGGCUGUUCUGUGCUUCAACGCAAACGUGUACACACCGGCAAAGCCACCCUGCCCUCCACCUCCACCUCCACCACCACCACCUCCACCUGGUGAGGAGGAACCAACUAGUUAUGAGGAACCAACUGAAGAGCCAACGACCAUCGACCAGUGUCCUGUGGAUCUCAUGUUCCUGAUUGACGGAUCCUAUAGUAUCGGUCGGGAGGGAUUUGAGAAGGCUAGAGACUACAUCUCAUACAUCGUAGGAUGCUUCAGCGAAGACACCGAUAUCAAUGUCGGUGUUAUCCAGUAUAAAUGCUUACCAAAUGUCGACAUACCACUGGGCAGUUACACGGACAUCCCGGGUCUCCAGAACGCCAUUCUCAGCGACGUGGAAUUUAGUGGUGGUCAAGGCAAAACCGGAGCAGCCAUCAACCACAUGACAUGUGCGACACAGUUCCGCGAACAAGUUCGAAAGGUUGCUGUUGUGGCCACAGAUGGAAGCAAGCGAGCUAAAGAAAUUGCAUAUGACAGUGAAGAGUCGGUUGAGUAUGCUAAAAAGGCAAGAGACGCCGGCUUUGAACAUCGCUACUGGAAGGGAUCUCUUCAUCAACGAGACUGCACUUGCCAUCAUUAGUGAUGAUCCCUCGCGAGUUGUUAAUCUAGACCUGGACUAUCCAUGUGAUGUUGCUGCCAUGAUCGAACAAUGUGCGCCAUGACAUCACUUUCCAGCUCUUGGAACUUAUUGGCACCAUGAUGAAGAAUCGCCAGCAUAGUUUAAGAAUUCAUGGCAAAUUAUCUAAAAUCACUUGGUUUAAGUUUAUUUUACGAAGUAUAUUUGCACCUUUAAGCAUCAUUUCCUGUCUAUUUUAAUUCUGUAUUUCUAAUAAUAGCACGGUUAUAUUGAUCGAAAUACACAAUGUACUUAGUCUUUUUGCACCUGUAAUACGCAUGAUACCUGCCAUACGUGGUCGUAUGAUGAUACAGAAAACAGUU
Molecule: messenger RNA, 1360 nt
Organism: Branchiostoma floridae (Florida lancelet)
Lineage: Eukaryota; Metazoa; Chordata; Leptocardii; Amphioxiformes; Branchiostomatidae
Exons: 10
Coding region: 12-1001 (329 amino acids)
Biological process (GO): lipid catabolic process; arachidonate secretion; phospholipid metabolic process
Molecular function (GO): phospholipid binding; calcium ion binding
Source: RefSeq, a predicted model, not a curated record